This is a messenger RNA of Exserohilum turcica Et28A, 3060 nucleotides long. RefSeq lists its product as uncharacterized. The transcript has 4 exons. Gene Ontology annotation, biological process: DNA-templated transcription; regulation of DNA-templated transcription. Gene Ontology annotation, molecular function: zinc ion binding; DNA-binding transcription factor activity, RNA polymerase II-specific; DNA binding. The record is from RefSeq and is a predicted model, not a curated record. NCBI's taxonomy places the organism in Eukaryota, Fungi, Ascomycota, Dothideomycetes, Pleosporales, Pleosporaceae. Bases 1 to 2670 code for a protein of 889 amino acids.
AUGUCUGACUACUCGGCCUCGCCGUCCGACCACCACACCGACGCCCCCGUUCCCAAGCGCAAGGCGACCCAGGCUGGCCUCGACGGACACACGGCCAGCCGCUCGGUCAAGAGGAGGGCUUCCAAGGCGUGCCAGUGCUGCCGCGCCCGCAAAGUGCGCUGCAACGUCACCGAACACGGCGCUCCCUGCACAAACUGCCGCUUGGACGAGGUCGAAUGCAUAGUGUCGGAGAGCAGGCGCAAAAAGAAAUGGAGCAAAGAUGACGACCAGGCCUCCGAGCCCAGGGCUGCAUCCGGCAGUUCGACGCGCAAAAUCGUCUCGCGCGAUGCCUUUGACGCCACCCACUCGCUCAACUCGGCCUCGUCGCGUGCAUCGCUCGACGCCGAGUCGAGGCGGGACGAGCACGUGCCGCACUCCAUUUACCAAAGUCAUGGCCACCGUAUGAGCUCCGUCGGGAGUUUGUCGGCCAUGCAGCGCCGCCUGUCCAUCACGUCGCAAAUCAACAGCCUGCCCAACCUGCCCUUUUCCCCCUUUGGCACAGAGACGAGACCGCCCUUUUUUGGUGCCCUCUCAGCAUCAUCGUCACAGAAGCCCGCGUCGGUCGAGCUGCCCAUCUUCGUCAAGCCGCUGCCCUCCAAAAUCGGCCCUGAUGAGAUUGCCUAUCUGCGCAAGAAGGGCGUGCUCAACGUGCCCAGGGGCACCCUCCGCAGCGAAAUGCUCCGCGCCUACGUCGAGUUUGUGCAUCCAUACAUGCCGCUGCUGGAUCUGCACGAAUUCCUCGCCAUGAUAGACGACCAAGACGCAAGUAGGGGUAAAAUUAGCUUGAUCCUAUUUCAGGCCGUCAUGUUUGCCGGAUCGGCAUUUGUCGACAUGGACCACUUGCGCGCGGCGGGAUAUGCCUCACGCAAGGAGGCCCGCAAAGACUUUUUCCACAAGACUAGAAUUCUCUACGACUUUGAUUACGAGUCUGACCGCGUCUCGCUAGUCCAAGCACUGUUACUGCUGACAUACUACUACGAGACCCCCGAUGACCAGAAGGAUACGUGGCACUGGAUGGGCGUGGCAACCUCCAUCGCCCACACCAUUGGCCUGCACAGAAAUCCAGACAACAGCAAUCUCGAUAGCAAGCGCGUCAAGCUCUGGAAGCGGAUAUGGUGGUCGACGUAUAUGCGAGACCGACUCAUUGCCCUCGGCAUGCGGCGACCCAUCAGGAUAAAGACGGAAGACUUUGACGUCCCAAUGCUGACACUCGACGACUUUGAUCUCUCACCCCUCCCAGAGAGCGUGACUUGCCUACCAGCGGAUUGCCGCAUUGCCAGAGAUGCCGACGCCCAACGGCAGUUGGCUAUUCUGUGCAUUGAAAAGGCCCGGCUCUGUCUGUGCAUUUCACAUGUUCUGUCCAAGCAAUACUGCGUGCUCAACAACAACCAGGGCCUGCAAAACGACCGCACAACCAUGAUGCUGCUUCCCAAGAAGCUGGAUCCCGAGACGAGUGAAGUCAAGGCAUGCGAUGAAGAACUCCAGAAAUGGGUCUCGGAGCUGCCUGAGGAGGCAAAGUAUUCGGACAAGCCAAGCGGUGUGGCAGCCAUUGAUCUCGCAAGGGCACUGUUGCACAUGGUCUUCUUCACUACCUUGUCUGCGCUACACCGGCCUCAAGUUCUUCCAAACCCUCAAUGUGGCCCUGUCAAUGCUCCGACAAAGCACAACGUCGAGCCCGAACUGCUCGAUGUUUCGCGCCGCAACGUUCGUCGUGCUGCCUCGGCAAUCACCUCCAUGGCUCAGCGUCUCGAUCAGGGCGGUCUCGUGAGGUAUCUCCCGACAACGGGUGUUACUGUUCUUCUCCCGGCCAUUAUCAUUCACCUGCUCGACAUCAAGGCACCAGAAGAAGAAAUUCGCCGGUCCUCUCUGCGUGGCUUUUGCCAGUGUAUGGCCGUCAUGGGCAAACUCCGCGAUCUCUACGCUGCUGCUGAUUACUCGGUGGCCUUCCUAGAAGCUGCUAUCCGGAAAGCAGGUAUCCAAGUCGCCCCCAUAGUACAAACCUCUCCGGAAACCAAGGCACCACAUACGACUACAGUUGACGACAUUGUUAAUGUCGGACGGCGGCUGGAUGUUUCCCAUGCAGCAUCACCACAGACGAUCCGCCCGUCAGCUUUGACACCGCCCCCAGACUACGGCACCACCAACAUGCAUGCACUGGAGAAGCAGCACAACGAGCCCAACGUGACCGACGAAGAAGUCGCCCGCCGACUCGAAACCUUCCUAGCAUCUACACCCCCAGAUUCGGACCACGAGCAGCACAUGCCGAGCAUUACCAUUUCGCAAGACUCGGACAUGAUCGACGCCACCGCCGGCGCCGCCAACGUCAACCACCACAUGCACCAAAACAUGCUGAACUCGGUCAACCUGAACAAAUGGAGCGCCCUGGACCUCGCACCCACAUCGCACUUUGCCUCGAACAACAUCAACCAUCACCAAGACGACGAAAUGCUGUUUUCCAGUCUGCCGCUCAACAACGAGUUUGACGACGGCGACUUUGACCAGCUUUUGAACCUGGAUGCCGUGGGCGAGACGUUUAGCUUUGACGAUACGGCCCUGGAUACAGGCGCUAAUCUCAUGCUUGGCGACGACUGUUGGCUUGGUAAUGGCAACGAUCUUGGUGUCGAAGCCUGAGGUAUAUCCUUUAUUUUUUCUCAAAGGUACUUUCUCUUCAAUUUUCUGCCUUGAACAAGCGAGCGUCUUUGUUGCAAUUAUUUUUCGGCUUUUUCCUGGGCCCCGCCUGUUUUCCUUUCCUGGGGGGCCCAACCGCUCGCGUUUUACGAAAUGGGAUGAUAUGUUUGUACUCUUGUUUUCUCUCUCUCUCUCUCUCUCUCUCUCUCUCUCUCGCUUAUGGGAUGGGAUAUGGGAGGCAGAACCAAAAGAAACGGAAUGUGCUUUGGGGGGGUUUUUUUCUUCUUCUCGGCUUCGGAAGACAUGGAAAUUUCGGCAUUCUUUUUGGGCUUGGUUUGGCAUAGAGGAAAUGGACAAAGGGUAUAAGGCAAGACAGAUGGAACAGAUGGAGGG